AUGUGGAUCAGUGGAACUUGUAAGUAAUUUCGAUCAUACCCCCUUGAUAUACGUGUAAACAAAAGACAAAAACACAUUUUUCAUCCAGGGAAAACAAGCAAAAACUGUGUUGUAGAAAGCCAUAUAGAUGACUAAACAUUAAAAAUAUUCAGAAUCCCCCUCGUUUCGGCCACAAAAUUCAAUUUGGGAAGGGCUUGAUGGAACAACAACAUGUACGGAACAAACGUAUUCAAAACCGUUUUUAUAGUAGAAGGAGGGAGUUAGUUUGUGCGGAGCGAUUAGGCUUAUUUUGAGCAAAAAGAGUAGAGAGAGCUGUGGAAACGCGAGAAGGAUAAAGUAAGGUAGAGGCUGGAGUAGAGUACUAUAAACAAUAAGACCUUAUGUAAAAUAAACCUAAGACUAAGCCUAGAACAUACGCUAAGGUUUAGGCUAAGAUUUAAAUUAGGGUUUAAGCUAUAAAUUAUACUUAGCCUAGAACUUGUGCUUAAGCUAAGGCAUAGGCUAGGACUAACAAUUGUAAGGCAAGAGCGUAAACUAGAGCUAGAGCUAGAACUUGAGCUAAGGAUUAGAAUAAAACUAAAGCAUAUGUUGAAGCUCAGACUAAUCCUAAGGCUCAAACUCAGGCCCAGGCUCAAGCUCAAGCUCAAGCUCAAGCUCAAGCUCAAGCUCAAGCUCAAGUUCAAGCUCAAGCACAAGCACAAGCACAAGCUCAAGCUCUGGCUCAAGUUCAGGCUCAAGCUUAUACUCAAGCUCAAGUUCAAGCAGACCAGCCCAGCCCCCACGUUCAGAGCUCAGGCUCAUCUUUGCGCUCACGCGCAUGCUCAUGCUCGUGCUACAGUCCAGUCUCAAGCUCAUGCUCGGCCGCCUCGGUCCAGGUUCAGCGUCAAGCUCCAGCUUAA
Molecule: messenger RNA, 899 nt
Organism: Bursaphelenchus okinawaensis
Lineage: Eukaryota; Metazoa; Nematoda; Chromadorea; Rhabditida; Aphelenchoididae
Source: the annotation of a GenBank genome assembly